Molecule: messenger RNA, 4784 nt
Organism: Daphnia carinata
Lineage: Eukaryota; Metazoa; Arthropoda; Branchiopoda; Diplostraca; Daphniidae
Product: collagen alpha-1(XVIII) chain-like
Exons: 21
Coding region: 202-3576 (1124 amino acids)
Source: RefSeq, a predicted model, not a curated record
CGUCGGCGGGAUAGGAAGAAGCGAGUGUGUGCGUUCGUGAGUAGCGCGAUGGUGUAGUGGGUUUUAAAUGUCGUGAAAUUAGAGAGGCGAAGAAGCGAUCAAAUGUUUUGGACUUUGAUUGCGUCUUGUUGUCACCAACGGGGACAGGUCGAGUGAAUCGAAAUCGAAAUUGAAAACAAAAGCUGGACUCGUUGACCAUCGAUGAUGUGUACCGUGCUGGCGCUUGUGAUGCUGCAGAUAGCGGCGACGCUAAUUCGAUCCAGCGCGUCCCAAAACGCCGGCCUUUUGGCUGGCGAACCGAUCCAUCAUGACUUGCUGAAAGCAAUUGAAGUUCCUUUACGAGAUGAAGAACACAUCACGUUCGGGAUGGGUGUCGAUGGAUUCCCGGCUUUUGUUCUCUUUCGCGGCCAUGAUGUCAAAAUUCCCUACAAAGUUCUACUUCCGGACAAGCUCUAUUCCGACUUUUCUAUUCUCGUCACAAUCAAGCCUGAUAACAAUGAAGGUGGUUAUCUGUUUGCUGUGGUCGACCCACUUGAAACCCUGGUCCAGUUUGGUGUGCGAAUCAGCCCUGGAGGGCCUAAACAGAGUGAAAUCUCUCUGUACCACACCCACCCAGAAGACCGUUUUGUGUCAAAGGUAUUGGCCAAAUUUCUCGUUCCCUCUUUCACCAAGAAAUGGACACGAUUCGCUUUUCGUGUGCUGGACAGCGGCAUGGGCGUGCCCAACGUGACGCUCUUCUUCAACUGCAUCGAGUACGGCAGUAUCAUCAUCUCUAGCGUGCCGUGGAAGGAGCAGCUAACCUUUGACACAGCCUCGACUCUGUAUAUAGGCCAAGCUGGAGACCUCAUCCUACCUCCUGGAGAGUUUGUGGGCACCAUCCAGGAGCUGAAACUGACCAACGAGCCGAGUUUAGCCAGCGUCCAGUGCGAAGACAUCCUUCCGUUUUCUGGAGAUGGUUCCGGUGAUUUCGAUCUCGACGAUUCCCUGGUGAACAAUUUCGAUGUGGAUUCGGAAACGGAUGGCGAAGAUCCGGAUAUCGGAUCGGGCAUCGACUCUUCAUCGAUUGACAAGAAUUCGCCGUCGUCAACAGCCGGACUGCUCGAUCCAUCUCAACCGCUUCCGCCGUGUUCGCCACCUCAUCCGCCUCCCCCUCCGCCCGUGUCGCCCGACGUUGUCGGAAUUGUACGAGAAAUGCACGGAAUGCAGAACGGAUUCCGUUGCAGCGAAAAGGGCGAGCCGGGCGAACGCGGAGAGAAAGGCGAAAAGGGAGACGCAGAGCGGGGCGGCGGCGUUUGUGGAUGCAACGAGACCUCUAUCAUCUCAAAGCUGGCCGAACAAGUCAAACAGGGCGUGCCUGGCCCACCGGGCGUCGACGGCAAACCUGGCAUGACGGGCAUUCCGGGCGCCCAAGGGCCAAUCGGACCUACAGGACCUGCUGGCCCAGCUGGAGAUAAAGGCGAGCGCGGAGAUGCCGGCCCAAUUGGCAAGGAAGGACAGACUGGUCCGAAAGGCGAGCCAGGUCGUGAUGGACUUCCAGGAAUUCCUGGCAACCCGGGACUGCCAGGACCACCGGGUGUGGCCAGCGGACCUCUCAUUCUCGAAGAUGGAUUUGGAUCGGGUUAUGGAGCUUUAGGCCGACCAGGAAGUCCAGGACCUAAAGGGGAUGCUGGAAUGAAUGGCAAACCGGGACCGAGAGGCGAAAGAGGAGAUCCGGGACCCAAAGGCGAACGUGGCGUUAAAGGAGACACUGGCAACGACGGAGAACGCGGACAUCCUGGCAAGGAUGGAACUCCUGGAACCAAAGGCGAUCAAGGAUCUCCAGGCCUCGACGGAAUGCCCGGACUGCCGGGAGAAAACGGACGACCGGGUACCAAAGGCGAAGCUGGGGAACGCGGUCUGCCGGGACUGCCCGGUCCGCCUGGUCCUUCUAGCCCCAUGCAGCUGGACGAUAUGGACGUGGGAUCGGGUGGCGGGCCGCUAUUUGGUUCGUCCAAAUGGCCCAAAGGGACGAAAGGAGAGCCGGGCGACAAAGGCGAUCGAGGAGCACAGGGCAUCAUGGGUCUCGCUGGUGCGAAAGGCGACGCUGGAGAACCGGGACUGCCAGGAACUAAAGGCGAUGUCGGACCUGCCGGCCCGGCCGGUCCCGUUGGACCAGCUGGACCUACUUCGGUCAUCUCGAGUCUGGCAGGGAUGAAGGGCGAUCAAGGAGAACGGGGCAAAAGAGGCAAACCUGGUCCUCCAGGCUCACCAGGACCUUCGGGUCCUGCUGGCGACAACGGUGAAAUCGGUAUCCCCGGCUACCAGGGUCGUGUUGGUCGUCCAGGUGCGAUGGGCCCACCCGGCUUACCGGGAGCUAAAGGUGAACCAGGGACAUCUAGUGGAUUCCUGGGUAGCUCACCGGGACCCAAAGGUGAUACUGGAGCACCAGGCAAACCUGGCACUCCAGGAAUCAACGGCCGUGACGGACUACCAGGACCUCCAGGUCCACCAGGCCCUGCCAGUCCUCCCUCGUUUCAUCAUCAAGCUGCUCAUCCUAUUCCUGGUCCUCCAGGACCUCCUGGGCCACCGGGACCCCCAGGUCCUCCAAGUGGUUCGUCUAGACCAGGAUCGUCACAAGGCGAGGAGAAUCAGAAAGUGGUGCCGGGAGCCAUCAUUGUCACCAAUAUGGAAGCUCUUUUCAAGAUUUCCGACAUCAGCCCCGUCGGAACGAUCGCCUACCUCUACGAAGAGGAGAGUCUUCUAGUCCGCGUCCGUAAAGGAUGGCAAUACAUCUCUAUGGGCAAUUUCGUUCCGUUGCCGGCGCCGACGACGACAACAAUUGCGCCGCCGACCACAUUGAAACCGACGCCGGCCAGCGCCAUCGACAAUUUGCUUCCGAAAAUCGCCGAAGGGCCUAGCGAUGAGGAAAUGUGGCAGGACGAACCUGUCAAACCAUCGUUGAGAUUGGUGGCACUUAAUGAACCCCUUUCUGGAGACAUGGGUGGCAUCCAGCGCGUGGAUUACGCGUGCUUCCGACAAGCUCGUCAAGCAGGACUCAAAGGAACGUUCCGAGCUUUUUUAGCUUCGCGUGUCCAAAAUCUUGACACGAUCGUCCGCUCAUCUGACCGUGAAUAUCCAGUCGUCAACCUUAGGGGAGAAGUGUUGUUUCGCACCUGGAACGACAUGUACCGCGGCGGGAGGGCCGGCGAAUUCGCUUCCAGUCGUCAGCACGACAUCUACAGUUUCAACAACCGCAACAUUUUCAAUGACAUCGUCUGGCCGCAGAAGGUGGUCUGGCAUGGAGCCGGACCGAACGGCGAACGCCAGCUGGAUUCGUAUUGCGAUGCCUGGACAUCGAGCGACCCUAAGAGCCUUGGAGUGGCCGCCUCGCUUAUCGGCAGCUCGCCGUCGCAACAGCAACAGCAAGUUCACGCCGGCAAACUGCUGGCGCAGGACAAGUUCUCGUGUCAGAAUCGAUUCGUCGUCCUGUGCAUCGAAGCCACCAGCCAAGGCGUCGGCAGUUCGAGAAUGAAACGAACGCCGGAGCACAUCAUCUCCGAGGAACAUUAUCAAGCCCAUAUUCAGUCCCUUUAUUGAACGCUAUUAUUAGGUUAAAAACAUUGUUUCGUUUUUAUUUUUCCUUUUUGUUUUAACAGAUGACAUUUUUGGUGUCUGAAAUUUUGAAUUUUUAUUUGGAGCCUCACUCGGCAGCUGAUCCCUCCUUUUUUUCUUUUUUUAAUCUUUGCCUCUUGUGCAGCUUUUUUUCCUUUGAAGCAAAACAACAAAAUAAUGUUUGUUAUUUUUAUAUAUUUCUUUUUCUUGUGGAAAUCUUCCUUCGUGGUGUGUGUUGCAUCAGUCACAAAAUGUGUUCUGCGUCCAAGUCUUUGAUACCACGACAGAAAGAUUCUUGACUUUUUUUCUUUUUUUUUUAAUGGUUACAAACUAACACAUCAUCUCUACAACAUAUCUAUCACGCUUCAGUCUCUGGCUUUGCGUUUAAAAAAAAAAAAAUCCCCUUUAAUUAUAUUAUCAACUCUCUUUCAGUUUAAGUUUUUUUUUUUUUUUAAAUAAUCAAUUUGCUAUGAUUUAAUUUGUUGACAAAGAAGAAGUAAUUUUUGGGUUUUCGAUUCCAAAUGUUUUGUGUGAAAGAAACCGACAUUAGACGGUCAGAGAAUUGAUUUGAGUGUAGUCAAAAGAUCCCGCUCGCAGUUUUUGUCCUUGCGUGUCGCGUGUACUAACUUUUACCCCCGUCGUGCGGUGAAAUUAGCCAGGUCUGUUCCUCCCCCCUACCCUUCCAUAACCAGCUGUUUCGAAGAAUUGCCACAACUUUAACAAUCCAUUUCGACACACGAUGGUGGUACUGGCCGGCGUGAGGGCUUGGGAAAGGAGAAAAGAAUUUCGGAAGUAGACGAGUGCAGAAAAUUACAACUCGAAAAUGGAAAAAAAAAAAGAAAAAGAAAAGAAAUUUACUUGUUCUCUCUGCUGUAAUUCUUUUCUUGGUGGUUUGGCGAUGGAGGCGGCCAUCGCUUCGUACACCCAACCGACCAUCCUUACAUGUGAAUUGUCAUUUGGAAAGAGAGUUAUAUGGUCUUUUUACUUUUAUUUUUCAUUGUUUUCUUUUCUGAUUGUUAUCAUUAUCUCCCUCCCCCUUUUUUUUUUCCUUGAUGAAAUUUGUACAUUUCUACAUGGGAACUCUUCAUGUCUUGCCAAAGGCAACACGCCCAUUAUUAUAUCACUUUUGUGUUCUUUAUUGUAAUCAUAACCAGCCAGAGCUUGUUGAAAUACAUUUUUGCUGAUUGUCCAUA